This is a messenger RNA of Panicum virgatum (switchgrass), 1275 nucleotides long. Its product is annotated as WAT1-related protein At3g30340-like. The record is from RefSeq and is a predicted model, not a curated record. Gene Ontology annotation, cellular component: plasma membrane. Gene Ontology annotation, molecular function: transmembrane transporter activity. NCBI's taxonomy places the organism in Eukaryota, Viridiplantae, Streptophyta, Magnoliopsida, Poales, Poaceae. The transcript has 7 exons. The coding region runs from base 105 to 1178 and encodes 357 amino acids.
UCCCUCUGCUCAGGCUGCACUUUCUGCGGCUAUUCUUCUUCGCUCGCUUUGCUGAUCAAUCGAUCUUGUGGAGAGACGGAGUCGGGAGAUCCGAGAAGAACGAGAUGGGGAGGCCGUCGUCGUUCAAGGCGGAGUGGGGUCCGGCCAUCUGCAUGGUGCUGAUCGAGCUGUUCACCACGGGGCAGAUGCUGCUCACCAAGGUGGUCGUCGAUGCAGGGCUCUUCGUCUUCGCCCUCCUCACCUACCGCUUCUUCCUCGGCACCGUGCUGGUCAUCCCGCUCGCCAUCAUCUUCGAGAGGGGGAAGUUGAAGGAGCUUAAUUUGAAGGCAUCCAUAUGGAUUUUUACAAGUGCACUUGUGGGGUUCACUAUUCCUGGUCUUUACUACAUUGGCCUCGGAGAUACAUCGCCUGGAUAUGCGAUCAACUUUUACAACAUUAUCCCAAUAGCCACAUUCAUCCUUGCGGUUCUUUUCAGGAAGGAGCCUCUGAACAUGAAGAGCCUGGUAGGAAACUUGAAGGUGAUAGGAACCAUUGUUUGUGUCGGGGGAACACUGGUGAUUAGCCUGUACAAGGGCAAAGUGCUUCAUCUGUGGCCUACCAACGUUAUAGGGUACCAUGCGAAGCAUUCAGGAGCUGCAUAUGGGCACCACCAUAUGCGUGGAACCAUCUUGCUCAUCAUCAGCUGCUUGAGCCUGGCCGUCUGGUACACAGUGCAGGCCCAGAUGCUGAAAGUGUUCCCUUACAAGUACUGGUCCACGGUUGUCACAUGCUUCGUCGGCUGCAUACAGAUGGCUGUUGUAGGGGUCGCCAUGAACAGAGAGAAGGAGACCUGGCAGCUGAAAUGGAAUAUGAGCCUGCUCACAAUCGUGUACUCGGCAAUACUCAACACUGCCGCGAAAUUCGUGAUGAUUUCAUGGGUCGUCACGCAGCGAGGCCCAACCUACCCAUCGAUGUUUUGCGCAGUGUCAGUAUUGUUCACCACUGUCUUUGACUCACUGCUCCUCGGCCAUGACUUGUAUGUUGGAAGUAUUUUAGGCAUGUUCAUGAUUCUUGCUGGGCUCUACAUGUUCCUCUGUGGAAAGAGGAACGAACUGGCACCUGAGAGUCAAGAAAAACACAAGGACGAACUGCGAUUUCAGAGUGAAGACCAAACCAAAGAUUCAGGAUCCCACGUGUGAUUGUUUCGUCUAACAAAAAUGUUGCCCAAGGAAACGAGACACCUGCUCAAAAUCCGCUAUAAUGGAAGUGAAGUGCCUUUAGCUUCUUGUAGUGAAA